AUGCCGCCUGCUCGAGCCCGAGUCAACUUUAAAACUUACGAGACUAGUACCCGUCUGUUGGCUGCCGUGGUUGCCUCCCUCGAAGGCAAGGUGAAACUGGACUAUGAUGUGAUUGCCAAAUUGGUGGGUGGAGGAACCACGGAGUACGCUGUUGAGCAUCGCAUGCGUCCUAUCAAGCAAUUGGCCAAGCUGCAAGUCCACUGGGUUCUGGAUAAGAAGAAGGACCCAGGCGAGCUCCCUGUCGAGAACGGAGAAAUCCAGAAGCUUUUCGGCGAAUCUACCGCUGCAGGUAUCCAGUGGCAAAUGCGCGAUGUGAAAGCUCUAGGCCGCGCACAGCGGCAGGCCGUCGCGGAGAACAAGAACCCCUGGGAAGUCAAGAUCGACGCUCCCACACGCACCAAGGCUUCCGCCGCGUCGACACCCACUAGUAGGGGCGGCCGCACUCCUUCUACUGCUGCCUCUUCGAAGCGCAAGCGCGGCCCCAAGAAAGUGACCAUGUCUGAGGAGGAUACCGGUCUCGAUAGUGCCGAAACCGACUAUGAUGCCAAGGAUCUUCAAUCGGACGACGACGAUAUCCUUCAGGUCACGCCCACGCCAAAACGCCGCAACGUCGGAGCUAUCAACGGUGCCAUCGCGAACAAUGCCACUACUCCCGUUCCCGCUAAGAAUAAUAGCAAUGUCGGCAGCGGUGGCAAGAAUGUCUCGCGCUCACUCUUUGGAAACGGCACCAAUUCAGCGCGCGCUCACAACGACGACGACGAGGUCCAGAUCGUUGAUCUGAGUGAGGAUACACCCCCGCCUGCGCCUGCGCCGGCUCCCGCACCCGUAACGUCUACGCGUGCCCCCGUGGUGAAGGCUGACCCAGAUUCGGAUCUAGCGUCGGAAGAGAAUAGUCCGACUCGAGAGCGCCAUGGCAAUCCUUACGCUGGUGGUAGCGCCAUGUACGACGACGACGACGACUUUGCUGAGGGUGAGGUCUAA
This is a messenger RNA of Daldinia caldariorum, 981 nucleotides long. RefSeq lists its product as uncharacterized. The transcript has 3 exons. Lineage: Eukaryota; Fungi; Ascomycota; Sordariomycetes; Xylariales; Hypoxylaceae. Bases 1 to 981 code for a protein of 326 amino acids. The record is from RefSeq and is a predicted model, not a curated record.